Messenger RNA from Bursaphelenchus okinawaensis, 4888 nucleotides. Lineage: Eukaryota; Metazoa; Nematoda; Chromadorea; Rhabditida; Aphelenchoididae. The record is from the annotation of a GenBank genome assembly.
AUGCUGCGAUCAAUCACGUUUGGUCCCAAUUCCGACUGUUUUUGUUGCUGUACCACUCAAGGCUUGGUCAUAUUCAACUCGAACCCACUAAAAGUGGUUUGUAAUAUUGAUCUUGGGGGUGGACUGAUAGCGGCCGAACCCGCGUUUCGAUGCAGUUUGGUGGCAUUGGUGGCUGGAGGUGAUAAGCCGGCUUUUGAGGAGAAUAAAGGUAGGUUUUCUUGUGUCUAAGGGCAGUGUUUGCCGGACCAGUCCGGUCCAACCCGAAAAAAACGUCAUCCUGACUGGUCCGGCAAAACACUGUCUAAAGUGAUUCAUUUCCGUUACGGUCAAACUCAGCAGUUCAGCAUGAGGGCGCAGACAUGUGUGUGAUAGGGGAGGGAGUGGAAAGGAAGUUUUUGACAAUUUAGGGCUUGGAAAGAAAGUUCUUGCUAUUUUUUGUUUUGUAAAGAAAGAUUUUGACAAUUUAAGUUUUGUAACGAAAUUUUUUGCAUUUUUUUGAUUUGGAAAGAAAGUUUUUGCAUUUUUUUGAUUUGGAAAGAAAGUUUUUGCAUUUCAUACAUUUAAAAAAAAGUGUUUGCCACAUAUUUUAAAAACCAAAUCUUUUUAAUUUAAUUUUUUAAAAAUUUCAAAAAUUUUUGUAAAUUUUUUAAAUUCAUACCUAAAAACUGAAAAAAAUGUCUCAAAAAAUGUAUUUUAGGUAACAAAAAUAGCGUAAAAAAUCAUUUUUAAGCCCAAAGUUAGAUUUUUUGCUUUUUUUUGCAAGGUCAAAAGAUGGAAGUUGAGUGGAAGAUUUUCAGUGCAAAAUGCAUUACAAAUUUUCCACCUAACUUUCAUUUUUUGAACAGCGUCUUUUUUGUUUUGUAAAGAAAGUUCUCGCUAUUUUAUGCUUUGUUGAAAAAGUUCUUGCCGUUUCUUGUUUUGUAAAGAAAGUUCUUGCCAUUUUUUAUUUUGUAAAAAAAGUUCUUGCUAUUUAUUUAUAAUUUUGUUAAAUUUUAUAUUUUCAGUCGUAAUCUACGAUGUAUGUCUCCAAAAAUCCGUCAUAGAGCUUACCUUAUCAUCCAAGGUGUGUAAUGUCAAAGUCAACCGUGAUCGUAUUGUUGUUGUACUCGAGUACCAAGUCCAAGUGUUUUCAUUUAGCGACAUUCCCGAGUUUUUAAUUUAUUUCGACACCAACUUCAACCCUCAGGGGAUUUGCGUGUUAAAUUCGGAGGAAUUGCUGGCCUUUCCGUCGAUUGUCAAUGGUCAUAUUGGGAUAUGUUGGUUGAAUCAGCAGAAGAUACGAACCAACACGGUGAAAGCACAUCAACAUGCGAUUAGGACGUUGGCUUCUAAUAAUAAUGGUAAGGGUCUUGUAUCUUUAAUUAAGGGAGAAGAGUAGUAGUUACUGUAUUAUAAAGAGUAUGGGUUACUGUAAUAAGAAGAGGUAUUAAAAAGAGGUAAGGUAGUAUAAGAUGCGGGUAAGCAGGGAUACUGAAAUGCUGGAGUAAAAAGACAACUGAGUGGGUUGAAGAUACGAAAAGGAUAAUAAGAGGGCUACGGCUAUGGCUGACUGUUAGGGGUAAGUUUAGGAUUGAUCGUCAAGGCUAGGAAUAAGGUUAGUCGCUAGGGUUAUGGUUAGCUGUUAGGGAUAGUGCGGUUUGCUAAGGCAGGACUGGCCGCUAAGGCUAGAGUUUAAACUGACUGUGGGGGUAGUUACAAUUGCUAGGGUUAGGACUUGCCACUAAGGCUGUGUUUUAGGCUGGUUGCAGGAGUCAGCUCGCCGCUAGAGCAAGGAUCGGAUGUUAAAGCUAGGUCUUGGACCGGCCGCUAAAGUUAAGACUGCGCGCUGGAACUAGGGUUGGUCGCUAAGGCUAGUGCUUGAACUGCUCGUUAGGUAGGGCUUUGAGCUAAGGCUCUAGACUAAGGCUGUAGGCUAGAGCUCUGGGCUAGGGUCUUGGGCUAGGACGCUGGACUAGGGCUUUGGGAUUGGGCUAAGACUAAGCUUUGCAUUUUUACUUUUUAUGGAAUAUACUUUCAGGAUCUCUAAUAGCCUCAUCCUCGCUAAAAGGCACGUUAAUCCGAGUGUUCAAUUCGAUGUCUGGCCAUUUAUUGUACGAAUUUCGGCGUGGCUCACAAAAUGCUUUAAUCUCUAGGUAAUAAACAAUACAAAUGUCUACGUUACUUUAGUAUAACAUUCUCCAAAGACUCAUCGUACAUAGCCGUAUGUAGUAACCACAACACUGUACAUUUGUUUAGCUUGUACGAUGCUUUACAGACAAGGUAUGUUGCUCUCAUAAAACCUAUUGUUAUAGUACUAGUACUAGAAACCGUUGGACUAGUAGUACUAGAAGAUGUAUGUUUUAGUAUUAGUACUAAAAGCUGUUGGUAGUAGUAAUGGUACUAGAAACCGUUGAUAGUUGUACUGUUACUAGAUACUGACUAUCAUACUACUAGUACUAAAAACUGGUUGUUAUACCAAUAGUACUACGAACUUACACUACUAGUACUAGAUGAAUAUUAAAGUAAUACUCCCCCUUUUCAGCACGUUCAAAAAAUUCUUCACGCUAAAAGGCCGACCCAGUCAGAUUCGAAUCCAUUUAGGCAAUGAAAACAAGGCCGCCGAUGAUUCUCUUUUAGAAACACAAGCAGGGUUUAUGGGUAAUACUCUCAUUGGUAAGUGGAUUCUAUUUUUUGUUGAAUAAGCUUGAAAUGUCUGAACUAUUUUAAUUUUCUGUGGCUUAGAAAGAGGUAGACAAAUUUUAUUAACUAUACUACACUAGCUUUAGCCCUUUAUCAGCUCUUUGUUUGCCAGUAGUUUUGUUAUAUAAAGGAAGAUUUUGUAAAUAAAUUGUUUGCUGUUUGAGCUAGAGUAAGGCCUGAAGCUGGACUUAAAAAGAUGCUAACAAGGGCUCAUUUUUUUACACAUUCUGCAACUAGGCUACGCUAAGAUUCUUAGCUAAGGCUCUGAUAAGACUUGUAAUAGGGUUAGAGCUAAGGCUCUUGGCCAAGACUCAGGGUUAUGACUCUGGCUCAUGAGGCCUUCAUUUAAGCACCGUCAUUUGGGCUUGCAAAGCCAGGCUUUGCACGGUUUGCUUGUAGGGCCUGUUUUAAGCCGGACUCGGCCUACACGGCUAUUUGUAUUGGUCCAAGUUUGAUUUGCCGCUUUUUACGUCUAUCUGGGACUAGGUAGACUACAAAAUGCAGGGAAUGGCUAGAGCUCAAGCGAAAUUAUACUGGAAAGAAUAUUUAUGUGUAUAUAAAAAAAAUUUAAAUUUAAUUUAAAAUUUUGUUAUUGACCUGCUUUCUUAAGUCAAUUUAUCACGUAGUAGAUAUUUACACUUUGUUACAUUGUUUUUAGCCCCCGUUUGUUCUAAAUAUUGGUUUAAGGAAUUUUUAAAGUUGGAAAAGAUAUACUAGGUUCAAAAAGAUCAAUUUUAGUUUUGUAAAGAAAGUUCUUGCCAUUAUAAGCUUUUUAAAGAAAGUUCUUGCCAUUUUUUGGUUCCUAAGGAAAAUUUUUGCCAUUUUAUAAUUUGUAAAGAAAGUUUUUGCCAUUUUUUGUCUUGCAAACAUUUUUAUUGCAAAUUUUUUAAAUGUCGUCACAAAACGAUCUUUUUUACAAAAAAAUGACAUUCUGGCAUUUUUGAGUGGGUCUAAACAGGUGAUAAAACACACAACAUGUUUUACAACCCAGCAUGCAAACAUAAACAUGGUUUGUAACAUGCGAUGACUUUUAAUUAUUCAUGUACGACUUCCUUUACAACAAUAUUUUAAACUUUUUUGUAGUUAAAAAUGACUUUUUUACCUAGCCAUCCUUAUGCUUGAGCCCGAGCCCAGAGCCCUAACCCAAUGACCUAGCCCAAAGCCCAAGCCUAGAACCCUAGCCCAAAGCCCUAGUCCAGAGCCCUAGCCCAGAGCCUUAGUCCAGAGCCCUAGCCUUAGCAGUUAGAGAGUAGGACAGUUCAUAGAGCACUGGCCCUAGUGUUGGCUUUAGCUUAAUUCUUGGUCCUAGCAUUGCCUUAGUAUAGUUCUUACUUCAGCGCUAGUUCUGGACCUAGUCUAGCAUAGAUUUAGCAACUGCCCGUCCUAACCGUUUUCUUGCCUAAAAAACUGUCUUGUCUGUUCUAAAACUCUUUUUUUGUAUUUUUGUUAUGUUUCAUGGCUAGACGGUUGAAGUAAAUUAGGUUUUUUUGGAAUUAGACAAGGAAGUUUCGUAGUUUUUGAAACGAAAAAUGGGUAAAAUUUGAGUGAAAACUGCAAAAAAUGACAAUAACCUUUAUUUUAAAAGUUCAAAAUGGCAAAAACUUUUCUUACAAACCAAAAAUUCAUAAAACUUUCAUCACAAAUCAAAAAUGGCAACUUAUAAAAAAUGAAAGUUGAGUAGAAGAUUUGUAAUGUAUUUUGCACCGAAAAUCUUCCACUCAACUUCCAUUUUUCUUUUUUUUUGAAAAAGGUAGAUAUGACAUAGAUAUGGUCUAAAAAUGACCUUAUUUCCUUUUUUGUUUCUUAAACUAGCCUUUUCUGCUUUUUUAGCCUAGUUUUGCACUUAUUAGGUUGUUCAUCCAGUUGUGCGCCCUCAAAUUAAAGAUUUUUUUUUGAUAUGGGGCACACAAUUAUUUGCUCAACCUGAUAAUAUUAGAUUAGCACAGAGCUUUAUCCCAGGGUCCUAGCCAAGGGCUCUAACACAGAGUCCUAACCAAGAAUGCUAUCCCAGGGCCCUAGCCCAGAGCCUUGGCCCCUAUCAUAACGCUCAGUACUAACUUUUUAAUUUAAAAACUUUUUUAAAAUAAAAAAUUUUCAAUUUUUAGUGAUAACACCGAACGGCUCAUUCAACGUGUUUGAGCGUUCCGCGCCGAACGUCUAUUCGUGCGAGUUCCGACGUGAUUUAUUGGAAAUGAUUACAUCUUCUUGA